CGUCGUGAGUGACUUUGCUUCUAGCCUCCUGGAGGGAAAAGCCAGAAAUGGCGCCUCGGAGCAGAACGACUGAAUGACUGAAUGACUGGACACGGCGAUGGGGUUCUCCUGCAGCCCCGCGCCUGGCAGCGCUGCUCAGCUGAACUCGCGGCGAUUCCGCCGAUGAUCAAUCAAUCCCUCCAGCCUUGGCCGCACGCCCGCCAAACAGUGUCUCUCGUCUUCUUCUCUUCCUCCCUCUCUUUUCUUCCUUCGCCCUAAUCUUUCCCUCUUGGCUGUCUCUUGCUUUUACAUCCCCGUGCUCAAGUUUAGCCUUGACUCUAAUCGCGACUCUUUCUAUCCAGCCCUCUCUUUGUGGGUCGUCUGCUGUCGCAUUUGUCGCACUUGGCGCACUUGUCGAACCUAUCGCACUCGUGCUGGUCCAUUCCCCAGCCUUGAUCCAUGUCGCUCCACGUUGGCGACCCACGGUCGCGAGGCCGUUCCAAGUCUCCAAGCGGCCAUAUCCGCGAGCGUUCCAAAUCUCGCGACCCUCGCCUUCCGACCGGCCAAGACACCCAUAGGUACCUCGCCUCCGAGUUCGUGGAUGGGAAGCGACACUCGAGAUCCAGAAGCAGAGGCGCGAGUCCAGGCGGUCCUAAUCCACCCGGUUCACGGUAUGGUCCUACCGGGCCCGAGUUCCAGUCCGAUGGACGGGCCCCCUACUUGCGAGUUCAACAGGGCCGCGAUUACUAUUACCAAUCCGAUUCUGGCGACAGCAAAGGUGCCAGGCGCGACAACAAGCAGUACCCCCCUCCACCUCACCGCCGGUCUGUUCAUUACGACAGCUAUUCAGACCACUCCUACUCCGAUUCGGACGAAGAUGGGCUUGCAUACGGUGACCUACCUGGAGAGCCAGUGCGAAGCUUUUAUGGGAUCACAGGCACUUCUCGCCCCCAAUCUGCGGGUCGCGAUGGUGCCAUGAUGUCCGGGGCUCUGAACGGCGACGCCUCCUACAGCAAUAAGUCAUCGCGCCCCAAUGGUCCUUCAAAGGAGGAAAUCACAGAUAACCACCCCGGCUACGCGAGACCCGAGCCCUUCCAGUAUACCCACGUACAACCAGGCUCGUCCCAGUACAGCGGUCAUCCUGCGUCAUCCACCGUUCCAUCCAACUGGGAACCUAUCCCGGAGUGUGAGAAGCCGGGCUUUGUGCCGCCGACAUCGCAGGGGCAAAGCCAAACCAUGCCUGGAGCAUUUCCACUUCCUACCACCAGCCAUCCAGAUGUGCCUGCGACGACCGCAGCAGCCGCAUUUUCGUCCACGCGUUACGUGACUCCGGAAGGGCUGCAGAAUCCGUAUGCGUCCUGGAAUAGUCGCCCACUUUCGAUGCCUGGUAGCAAUGUAUAUACUCCAGUGACUUCAACCCAUCAACGCACUGCUUCGAGUGACGCGGCCGUUAAAGCCCCCUACGCUGCCCCGCCUCCGUACCAAUAUGCACACAUUGACCCCAACCUCAAGUUUACUUCCAAGAGUGCAGGAGAAACUCCAGCCAAACCGCUUUCGUAUUCGGCAGCGCCUCAGUACUCGACCAAAACUGGUGCUAGCCAAGCGAAAGAACCACAAUACGUUGGAAUUAAGCAUUCUGCUAAUCCCCAAUUCUCCAAGACUUCAUCAACCCGUCCGGACAGCGGACCCCAGUACGUCGAGAUUAUGCCAGGGAACCGAGCCACCAGUCGCCCGCAUAGUCACUCCGUUUCUUCCGCCAACAACCUCUCGGUCGCUCGCCCUGACCCUACCCAUCGGCCUGCCAGCCCCAUGCUAGAACCAUACAAAGGGACGUACCAGACUAUCUCCCCAAUGCCAUCGCCUAUAGUCGUGGUUCCCAAAUUGGACGAGGAUAUAUCCGAUAUAGAGCCUCUGGGAGAUGAGUCAGACGGGGGACUAAGGGAACACAGGCGAAAGAAAUUCAGGGACGGGAAAGACCGCAAGGGAUUGACUACCGACCAUGUAAAGAGAGAGAGCAGCCGCGUGCGGUACGAGCAGCGUGGUUCCACCGGGUCGGAGUCUCUCGUUGUGAUUUCCCCCAGCAGCAGCCGGAAGCGGGUGAGUUUCUAUGAUGCGGGGCAGGACGCAAUGGCGCUUCAGGAAGCCCUGUCACAUACACUGCAUACCGACAACAAGGCCCUAAUCCGCGUGCUGCCGCAUUUAACCGGUGAGGAGGUCUUGGAGCUACGCAAGGAGUACAAGAAGCACGUGAAGCUCCACGGGAAGGGCGUCAACAUAGCUAAGCAUAUCCGGCUGAAGCUGGGAAAUGGGGCAUUUGGGAAAGUGUGUUAUGCAACGGCUCUUGGCCGCUGGGAGUCGGAAGCCUUCUGGGCAAACUGUUAUUACCAGUCGAGCACCUCCAGGCGUGAACUUCUGAUCGAGUCUCUCUUCGGUCGCACUAACAGCGAGAUCCGCGAGAUCAAAGAGUGCUUCCGGGACUCACGAUACCAGAACAGCCUGGAGAAGUGUAUGAAGGCAGAGUUGAAGGCCGACAAGUUCCGCUUGGCGGUGCUCAUUGCCUUGGAAGAGCGUCGCCAGAGCGAGCGCGAUAUUAUCGAUAUGAAUCUGGUGGACCACGAUGUUGAAGAGCUCCAUCGAGCUCUAAUCACGCCCCACGGAGGCGAAACGGCGAUGAUUUGUAUCAUUGUCCGGCGGAGCGAUUCACACCUGCGGGAGGUGCUGCGUGCCUACAAGAAAAUGUACGGCCACAAUUUUGUUACGGCCAUGAUGGGCAAAUCUCAAAACCUUGUGGGCGAGACUCUCGCACACAUUCUCAAUGGGGCCAUCAACCGGCCCAUGCGUGAUGCUCUCCUGCUGCACCAAGCCCUUCGCGAGUCUCGAACGGGCAAGGAGCGGUCGGAGCUCCUGAUCUCGCGUCUGGUCCGGCUGCACUGGGAACCACGGCACCUAGAGCGUGUGAAGAGCGACUUCCGGCGGCGCUACGGCCAGCGACUGGAAGACGCGAUUGCGGAAGAGGUGCUGACCAGCAGUGGAGGAAGUGAGUGGGGGGAAUUUUGCAUCGAGCUGGCCCGGGGCUCAAAAGUCCUGGCCAGCCGCAGCUGAGGAUGCUCUCCACGCCUUGAGUUUGACGAUCCACAUGGGAGAGAGGGAUGGGCUGUAUCCUACUUUGCCAUGAGCGUAUGUAAUGAUGGUUAUGAUGAUAACGACGACCAUGAUGAUGAUGAUGAUAACAAUGAUGAUGAUGACGAAGAAGAAGAAGAAGAUAUUGGUCUGAAGAGGU
Messenger RNA from Aspergillus sclerotioniger CBS 115572, 3259 nucleotides. It is a transcript of the gene anxc4, whose product is annotated as annexin ANXC4. Lineage: Eukaryota; Fungi; Ascomycota; Eurotiomycetes; Eurotiales; Aspergillaceae. Bases 439 to 3081 code for a protein of 880 amino acids. The record is from RefSeq and is a predicted model, not a curated record. The transcript is spliced from 2 exons. Gene Ontology annotation, molecular function: calcium-dependent phospholipid binding; calcium ion binding. Gene Ontology annotation, cellular component: cytoplasm.